This is a messenger RNA of Microplitis demolitor, 2266 nucleotides long. RefSeq names its product mRNA-capping enzyme. The transcript has a single exon. Gene Ontology annotation, biological process: 7-methylguanosine mRNA capping; protein dephosphorylation. Gene Ontology annotation, molecular function: protein tyrosine/serine/threonine phosphatase activity; ATP binding; mRNA 5'-triphosphate monophosphatase activity. The record is from RefSeq and is a predicted model, not a curated record. Lineage: Eukaryota; Metazoa; Arthropoda; Insecta; Hymenoptera; Braconidae. Bases 257 to 2023 code for a protein of 588 amino acids.
AACGUAAAAAAAACCCAUCUGUUAUUAGGUUAGUCUACCGUCGAACUUUCAUUAGCAACACAUGCAUCACAUAACUGUAUUUAAAUACUUACACUUAAAUAAAUAUAUAAAUGAGUAACUUGUGAUUUUAAUUUUAACCUUUUUGGUUUUAAAAUAAAACUGAAUAAAAAAAUAAGUAUAUUAUAAAUAAAUAAAUUAGUGUAAAAAUAGUAAUUUAAAAUUAAAAAAAAAAAAAAAAAAAAAAAAAAAAGUAAAUAUGUCAGGUGUAAACGGUGAAAGUAGUAAAGGACCAAUACCACCAAGGUGGCUUCACUGUCCACGAAAAUCAGUUAAAUUAAUUCACAAUAAAUUUAUAGCAUUCAAAACCCCGUUGUCGACAAAUUUUGACGAUCAGGUGUCAGAGGAAUGCCGUUUCAAUGUCGACAUGCUCUUUGCUUCACUCAAGAGUGAGCGUUUAAAAAUAGGGUUAUGGAUUGAUCUUACAAACACAAACCGUUUCUACGACAAAGAUGACGUUGAGGCUUAUGGAUGUAAAUAUUUUAAGUUACAAUGUCGUGGCCACGGUGAAACUCCUUCCCGAGAGCAAACAAAAACAUUCGUCGAAAUAUGUAAAAAUUUUAUAUCCAAGCAUCCUCUAGAAAUAAUUGGGGUUCAUUGUACCCACGGUUUUAACCGAACAGGUUUUUUGAUAAUAAGUUACCUUGUGGAGACUGAUCAGUACAACCUUGACGCAGCACUAAAUAUAUUUGCUGCAGUAAGACCUCCAGGUAUUUACAAAGACGACUACAUUAAAGAACUUUACCGUAGAUAUGACGACGGAGAUGACGCCCCGGCAGCACCACCUAGACCAGCCUGGUGCCUCGAGUACGAUGACGACGAUGUUGAUGACGAUGUCUACCAGUCUGCCAGCAGUAAUCAGUCCCACGGUAAACGGAAGCGGGAGUAUGUAAAUAAAAAUCCAGUCUUCAUGGCAGGAGUUCCUGGGGUCAUGGUCCUCAAUGACAACGUCAAGGUGUCCGGUAUUCAACGGCGUGUCCAAGAAAUUUGUAGCUGGAACAGUUCCGGUUUUCCAGGCUCUCAGCCUGUCUCCAUGGACAGAAACAACAUCAACAAAUUGAGCGAGAAACCUUAUCGCGUAUCAUGGAAAGCUGACGGCACCAGGUACAUGCUCCUGAUUCAGGGUGGCAAUGAAUUGUUUUUCAUUGACCGGGAUAACAGCAUCUUCCAGGUCUCCGGACUCGCAUUCCCGCAUGUUCAUGACACCACGAGGACUCUCAAAGACACUCUGCUAGACGGGGAGAUGGUUAUUGACCGGGCUGAUGGUAAAGAGUACCCUCGUUACUUAGCCUACGACAUUAUUAUGUACGACGGCAAGGAUGUGAGCAAGAAAGCAUUUUUUCCUGACCGAUACACGCUCAUUGAAAAAGAAGUUAUGGGCGGACGUUACCGCGCACUGAGAGAAGGACGUUUACGUCGUGAACGCGAACCUUUUUCUGUAAGGUUGAAACAAUUUUGGGACAUAUCGCAGACAGGCAGUUUGCUGAGUGAUAAAUUUGCCAAACAGCUGGGCCACGAGCCCGAUGGACUGAUCUUCCAGCCUUCAAAAGAACGAUACGUAGCAGGGGUGUCCGAGGACGUGUUGAAAUGGAAACCACUGUCGCUUAAUUCCGUAGAUUUUAAAUUAAAAAUAGUCACUGACUCGGGCCUCGGUAUUCUGCCAACAAAAAAAGGUCUUCUGUACGUCGGUGGGCUCUCAGAACCUUUUGAUAAAAUUGACAAGCCCAACAAAGCCCUGAGGGAGCUCAACAACAAGAUUAUUGAAUGUAAAUACGAAAACAACAAGUGGGUCUUCAUGCGAGAGAGGACGGACAAGUCAUUCCCCAACUCGUAUAAAACGGCCAUGUCCGUUUGUCAAAGUAUCAAGGAGCCUGUCACGACAAAAUAUCUUCUAGACUACAUCGAGCAUCACCGGUAUCAAGACGACUCGGAUCUGAUGCCGCCACCAGCCAAGCGCAUGAGAUGACAAUUUACUAGUUAAAUUACUCCAGUUAAAUAAAUUUGUUUCAUUAAAAUUUAAUUUAAUUUUAUUUAAUUUUAAUAUUUUAAUGAGAAUUUUGUAAAUAAUAAUAAUUAUGUGUAAUUAAAUUUUUAAUAAUAUUUUUAUUAUUCAAUUGUGUUUUUUGAUUUUGAGUGAUGGUUUGAAUUUUAGAUUUAAAUCUUAUACAUGAUGCAUCAAUCAAUUAAAAGUCAACGCUGUCAUUAAAUU